AAAAUCCACAAACAUAAAUUGCCAACCAUAGACUCGUCUCCCUCUCCCGACCCGAACGAUUUCCGGAAAGAGACCCUAAACUGGUCCCUCUAGCGAUUAUAGAGCUCUAGACGAUGGUGUCGCAGUCUCCGAAUCUGGAGUGCCGGAUGUACGAGGCGAAGUACCCGGAGGUGGACAUGGCGGUGAUGAUACAGGUGAAGAGCAUCGCGGACAUGGGGGCGUACGUGUCAUUGCUCGAGUACAACAACAUCGAGGGGAUGAUCCUGUUCUCGGAGCUCUCGCGUCGUCGGAUUCGCAGCGUGAGCAGCCUGAUUAAAGUGGGGCGGAUCGAGCCCGUGAUGGUGCUGCGGGUGGACAAGGACAAGGGCUACAUCGACCUCAGCAAGAGGAGGGUCUCCGAGGAGGACAUCCAGACCUGCGAGGAGAGGUACAAUAAGAGCAAGCUCGUCCACUCCAUCAUGCGCCACGUGGCCGAGACUAUGGGUAUCGAUUUGGAGGAUCUGUAUAUCCAUGUAGGCUGGCCUUUAUACCGGAACCGGAAAUAUGGUCAUGCUUUUGAGGCAUUCAAAAUAAUUGUGACGGAUCCUGAUUCUGUUCUGAAUUCUCUUACCCGCGAAGUCAAAGAAAUUGGCCCUGAUGGAAAGGAGGUGACUAAGGUGGUUCCUGCUAUGUCGGAGGAUGUGAAAGAAGCUCUGGUAAAAAAUAUUAGGAGAAGGAUGACCCCACAACCAUUGAAGAUUCGGGCUGACAUUGAAAUGAAAUGCUUCCAGUUUGAUGGUGUUCUUCACAUCAAGGAUGCCAUGCGGAAAGCUGAAGCUGCUGGCAAUGAUGAAUGUCCUGUGAAAAUUAAAUUGGUUGCUCCUCCACUUUAUGUUCUUACCACUCAGACUCUUGACAAGGAGCAAGGAAUUUCAGUUCUCAACAGAGCAAUUGAAGUUUGCACUGAAGCAAUAGAAAAGCAAAAGGGGAAACUCAUCGUGAAGGAGGCGUCCAGAGCAGUGAGUGAACGAGAUGAUAAACUACUUGCUGAGCACAUGGCCAAGCUACGUGAGGAUAAUGAAGAAAUUAGUGGUGAUGAGGAUAGUGAAGAAGAGGAAGACACAGGUAUGGGAGAAGUUGAUGUGGAGAAUGCUGUUCCUGGCAUUACAGAGUGAGAUAGCAUAGAGCGACUUUUUUCACUUUAAAUUUCUUGAUUGAAAAGUUUUUGUUGGCUUGUUUUGUUUUUGUUGUAAACUAUAGCUCUUUUUAGUAGGGUACAACCAAUUUCAAAGUCUGCAUUGUUGAGGUAUUUUACCAAUUCACCAACUGAUUGAGUAGUUUUUCAA
Molecule: messenger RNA, 1325 nt
Organism: Alnus glutinosa
Lineage: Eukaryota; Viridiplantae; Streptophyta; Magnoliopsida; Fagales; Betulaceae
Product: eukaryotic translation initiation factor 2 subunit alpha homolog
Exons: 7
Coding region: 114-1154 (346 amino acids)
Cellular component (GO): eukaryotic 48S preinitiation complex; multi-eIF complex; eukaryotic translation initiation factor 2B complex
Molecular function (GO): RNA binding; ribosome binding; translation initiation factor activity
Source: RefSeq, a predicted model, not a curated record